AUGGUGUGGCAAAAUAGAAGGGUUAAUUCAGGUUUUCUGGCAAGAAACCAUGUGAGAAAAUUUAGGUCUGAUCCAAACAUUCCAACGAGUAGUUUUAUGGAGACUGUGAAAGAGGACUGCAUGUAUGAGAUUUCAAAGCAUCAGUUCUACAGGACAAGAUCGAAAUGUGCAGAAGUUAUUAAUGGGAUUGUAGCUGAGCAGUACAAAAUUUUAUGGGAUUACGGUGAGGAAUUGAAGAGAACAAAUCCAGGUAGUACAGUCCAAAUCGAAGUUUCGGGACAUACUUUUAAGAGAAUGUACAUCUGCAUAGGGGCUUGUAAGGAAGGGUUUAAGGCUGGGUGCAGGCCAGUUGUUGGGUUGGAUGGAUGCUUCCUAAAAUUUGCAGAAGGUGGACAGUUGUUGGCAGCUGUUGGCAUUGAUGGUGAGAAUUGUAUGUUCCCGUUAGCAUGGGCAGUUGUGGAUGCAGAGAACAAAACAAACUGGCAAUGGUUCAUAGAAUUGUUGGUUGGUGACAUAGGGAUGCACAACCCUCGAGUUUGGACAUUCAUUUUCGACAAACAAAAGGGUUUGGUGGAUUCCAUAAGUCAAUACUGUGAAGGAGCGGAGCAUAGGUGUUGUGCUAGACAUCUUUAUAGCAAUUUCAUCUUGGCAUACAAAGGUCUGGCACUUAAGAACUUAUUUUGGAUUGCAGCAAGGGCAACAACAGUGCUGGAGUGGAAGAGUGCAAUGAAUGAGUUAAAAGACAUAAGUGAAGAGGCUUACAACUGGUUCCUUGAAAAACCUCCUUCCCAGUGGACCAGAUCCCAUUUUGAAGAGCAUUCAAGAUGUGAUAUCCUUCUUAAUAAUUUGUGUGAGGCAUUCAACUCUUCCAUUGUUGUUGCCAGAGACAGGCCCAUCAUCUCCAUGUUAGAGAAAAUUCGGCAUCAGCAAAUGAUAAGGAUGAAUGCAAAAAGGGAAGCGGCAGAGAGGUGGGAUCAUGCAUUCGGGCCAAGAAUUGUGAAAAUCAUUGAGAAGGCUAAGUCUGAGGCAAGGUACUUGAAGGCAGACUAUGCAGGCAACCAGAAAUUUGAGAUAAGCAGCAGAGACGGUUUGAGGUGGAGCGUUGACUUGACAGAACAUGCAUGUGCUUGCAGAAAAUGGCAGCUCACUGGAAUACCAUGUCCCCAUGCAAUAUCAGGCAUGCUUUCAAGGGAUAUUGGCAUAUAUGAGUACAUCGACCCAUGGCUUGAACUGUGGCCAGAAUUGGGAAAGCAUCCUCUCACUCAACCUCAGAAGAGAAAACAGGCUGGAAGACCCAAAAAAUUGAGGAAGAGGUCACAGGCAGAGCCACCUACAGGCGUGAAGAUGGGAAGGACUAGCAUGAAGAUGAUGUGUAAACGCCGUGGAGGGUCUGGACAUAACAAAAGAAGCUGUAAGGAGGCACUGCCUGGUGACGAUAGUUCACAGCAACAGUCUCAAGCAACCACACAAGAAGAUACACAUACCAGAUCAACAAAGGGAAAGAGAAAAGCACAUUCAACACAAACCUCCAAGUCAAAGACAAAGAAGUCCAAGCAUAGAGGAUCGCAAUCUUGA
This is a messenger RNA of Olea europaea var. sylvestris, 1575 nucleotides long. RefSeq lists its product as uncharacterized. The record is from RefSeq and is a predicted model, not a curated record. The transcript has 2 exons. Gene Ontology annotation, molecular function: zinc ion binding. The coding region runs from base 1 to 1575 and encodes 524 amino acids. NCBI's taxonomy places the organism in Eukaryota, Viridiplantae, Streptophyta, Magnoliopsida, Lamiales, Oleaceae.